AUGGUUCAUAUCUGUAGUACAAUCCUGCUCUGUGCUGGCUAUGUGGCUUCAAAGGUCGCUCCCUCCUGGCCUGCAUCCAUUGACGAGUUGGAGGAUAUUAUGUUCCUCCAGAGAGGCUAUCAGGCACGAGCCUUCUCGGCUGGUGUCACCCCAUGUUCUUUCUCGCAACAGGGUCCCUCACGAAUUGCCUCUGCUGAAUGGCUUCGGACUGCCUUCCAUGACAUGGCCACGGGGAGUAUCUACACCGGCAUCGGCGGACUAGAUGCCUCACUGGUGUUCGAGUUGGGCGGGGAUGGGGAGAAAAUAUCGGUGCUGGCUUCAAUACUACCCUAG
Molecule: messenger RNA, 333 nt
Organism: Aspergillus tanneri
Lineage: Eukaryota; Fungi; Ascomycota; Eurotiomycetes; Eurotiales; Aspergillaceae
Exons: 1
Coding region: 1-333 (110 amino acids)
Biological process (GO): response to oxidative stress
Molecular function (GO): heme binding; peroxidase activity
Source: RefSeq, a predicted model, not a curated record